AAAACAUGCACUAAUAUAUGUGUAAAGUAUACACACAGUAUAUCGCAGGGGGAAUUAUGAAUCGGAUCAGUACUCUGUCCUCGCCAAGCUUUUCACUGUGAAUGAGUCAGUUAAAUAUGGACACCAUGCACCGUAUAUUCCAUGACAUCUUUGUACCGUUAGAAGAGCAAGUUUAGACAAAGUAUAAUUUCAACAUCCAUACAUCCAACAUUCCUCUGCGGGCAUCAUACAUAAACUUGGCUCAUGGCAAUUGGUGCUGAACGUUCCAUAAGUGUGACUGUAUGUUCUUGCCAUUUACUGUAUGAACACAAAUGCAUCAUGUCAACGUGGCUGUGGCUUUUGUUAUGAAACAGCUUUUUAUUGAUGUAUUUGGCACAACUGUGUUGGUCUAUUGAGAAAAGUUGGAAAACACCUCUUCAAUGUGGUGACCAAUCUGUAAAAACCCCUUCUUCCUGCAAACACCUCUUUACUGUUCUUUCUGAACAUUUAAAACGUUGAUGGAAGAGUUUGAUGCCAUAAAAGUUCAGUUUGAAAUAACUUGGCAUCCCUCCUUAUGUUGACAAAAGGAGGAAAUAACAAACUUAUUAAAUCUUUUUCAAAGGCUUGUUAUUUGAAUGUCAGUUGGAGCAGUGUGCAGUGUACUUUGCACCAUGCGCAUGCUGAUAAAAUAUAUCUGGGAGAGAGAUCUCAUCAACCAGACGCUUCAGAUUUGAUGAAACCCAGUCUGAGCCUGCAGGAACAAAGGGAAGAUGACUCAGUCUGUGUGUAAUACAGGUCUAGUGAGCGUCAUUAGCAGGUUUUUUCCCACCACUUCCUUUGACUCAGUGUCACAGUAGUUCCUUUUACUGAACCUUGGGAUCAGAUUGUAUUCAUGCAGUGAGAUUUGGUCUUGGUUCAGUUGGGUGCCUGAGCUAUAAAACCAGUUUAAUCUGGGUGACGACUCAGCACUGAGCUGACUCAUGUUGGGAAUGCCUGAGUUGCUGAAGAGGCAGAUCAGUUUGACAGCACCUACGGGAAGACAUCACUGCUGAGACACUUAUACUUUUUGUCAGUUGCUGACUUCUUUGUUUUUUGAGGAAUACUGUACAUUUUAAGGAAGCUGUAGUUGCUCAAUGUAUUUUAUGUGUCGUCUUUGUUUUCUAUUUUCUUUUAGUAAUGCAGAUUCUUAAGCGAGUUGGGAUUUCAGUGUUGAUCAUCCUGUGGUGAUGGUCACGUACCAGUCUAUUAGGAGAGCCUGUAUAAAGAACUUCACAUCUGAAUGUACAUUUCUUGGUGAACUUGUGAAAACUCCAAAACAAGACUAAGUCUACAGCCAUAGCAGCUCAGUGCGGCUGUACUUGAGCUGCAUUCCAGAUAACUCACAGGUCACAAUUUUCAGACUUCCAAGUGCUGCAGGCAGAGUUGAUCCCAUACCCACUAUCAGAAAUCCGAUCAGUACUGCACAUGUGCAAGCUAGUACUACAACACGUGUGCUUAACACUCGUAUGUACCCUAUUUCCUCCCUGUUAAUGCUACAAUGUGACAACGAAUCUGUUGAAAUCAGUAGGAGAGUUAUCUAGCUGUUAGCUGUUAGCAGUUAGCUGUUUGCUUGGCCAAAUAACGGAGCUAACAGCUCACGUUAUAUCGCAGGGGGAAUUAUGAACUUCUUUUGUUUUCAGCUCGGUACACUGUAUUGGCUGAACCGGUAUCGGAAAGAAGAAAUGGUGUGCAACAUCUUUAGUUCUCGAUGCCGAACAAAAACGGUGAAAAACUGAUGUUACUUUGGCAAGUGUUCACAAAACUGAUCUCUCAGCAGUGCAGCCUCCACAUUUUGAUAACUUUUUUGCAGAGAAGAUAACUUCCAGAGAUGGUUUUCUGUAACCAGCUCCCUAAUAACAUGGUGACAUUUUUGUGUAGCGUCAGACAACUGCUUCUUUGUGAAGUCUGGGUUCAUAGAUUUUUCCCAGAUGUCCCAAGCAGGAAGGCUGAGUUAGAGGUUUUCCAUUCGACUGUUUCGAGUAGGAGGUUGGACAUUUUUCUAGUUACGUGAUUUCUGGAACGCAGCAUUGAACACAGUAUUAUGCUAACGUCAGUAAAUUAAGGCUCUCAUGAAAAUGCUAACAUGAUGGCGAUGUUUAGCAGCUAUAAUAUCAUUUAUAUUCACUAGUUUCAUUUGUAUUAUUCCGUCAGAACAUACCACAAGGAAGUGCAGUCUCAUCUUUGGCACAGCACCUUCACCUUAGAGUGCUUUCAUCAUCAUGAUCAUCAUCAUGAUCAUCUUCAUCAUCACUAUGAUUAGCUUUGUCUCCAUUCAGAGCAAUGUAAUACCCUUCUUUGGAUCCAAGUGGUCAAUCCUAUAAAUGCCUCUUCACUCCAAACCACAUCAGUGUUUCUGUAUUCAUCGCUAAUAUUGUUAUUUUUUAUUUGAGACAUUCCUCGUAUGUCAGGAUGAUCACCUGAGAAAGAAAGAAAGAAAGAAAGACAAAGGAAGGGAUGCAGCCCCAAAAAGCCAUAUUUUGUUCAGUUUGCAGACGUUUCAGUGAAGGUAAAGACUAUAAGUAAUGUAUGUCUGUGGGCUAUAACCCAGGGUGCCUUUUAACACCUCAAGUAUCCACCAUCAUAAAACGACAGUGUGACGUUCCGUAAUAUUUCAAACAUAAUCAAAUCCAUUGCACCAUUGGUAUAUUUACUUAAACAAAAGAAAGGACACACAAAUGACAUUUAAUGGUUUGAAAUGGCUGACAGACCAGACGCUUUCUGUGGCCCUGUUAUUAGCCUGCUCCCUGUGAUCCAGGUACAUCUUUUGGGCUUUUUUGUCACAACAUCCUGCUGAUUACUCCUAUGACGUCAUAUAGCGCAGGGAGAAUUGUUGAACAUGUUAUUGUGGAGCUUUGAGAUGCGAUAAAAUGAGUCAUAGUAAUUCCAUCUCCUAUUAGUAUGUUUGAUGAAAGUGAUUCAAUGCAUGUUUUCAUAGUUACAGAUGAAAAGAGUUGUUUGCUGCAGAGUAGACAGCUAUGUAUGACCUAAGAAUUUUGAAAUUCAUUUUUUUGUUUUAUCUUGUGGUUAUUUUAAACCAAACUUCCUUUGUUAAUAUUGUGUUUUUUGUCAUUGUUCAACUCCAGACCUGCAGGUUAUAGCGGCAGUGACCUAAGUUAAGAAUGUUUUGUUCAGCCCAGUUAGGACUGUUUUCCUGCUCUGAGAGGCUUUAUAAAAAGAGGGGGCCUGGUGUGUCUGAGACAUUAAAGAAGACCCUGUUUUGCAUGGAGCCACCUUGCUGCUCUUGUUGGGACAGGAGCACUCACACAUAAUUAACAGGUGGUCCCCACUGCAGCUGUAUCAGUAGCUGCACAUCUCAGAGACGGGCUGACUCGCUGCACUCCUUCCUGUCAAACAUGAAGAUGCUCUGGCUGAGUCUUCUGACUCUCAUGACGCCCCGCCAGACUCUUGUCACGGCCUUGCCUCUACGUAGCUCAGGAUGGCCCGCAGGACACCACGCUGGACCAUCUGAGGCUGACCAGGAGUUUGCAGAGGUAUUCAUCAGUUUAGACAUGGUUUACAGGUCUCUGUGCUGGGAUAGUGUUGUUUUAUUUAUGGGAGUAUUAUAGCCUCACUACCUUGACCUGAGUGGAGCUUUGCUCAGGUGUGGGUGUGAUUUGUUGGUUCAGCUAAAUGCUGGAUUUGCCUAAAAGCUUCUUAAAUGACGUCUCUGUUGGUCCACUGAUAGGACCUGUGUUAAUACUAUAUAAGGCAGAAUAUCCUUUUCCACUGGUCCACAAAUUUAUGGCAACAUAUGUUUAUGUGGCGAUAUACGUUAACAUUUAACAGAAAAGUUGAAAGAACGUAAACUAUUUCAUUUGUAGGGAGGUAUUGAUUUUUUGCCUUUUUUCUUUUAAUUUAAUAAUUUUCUUCCAUUUUUACCAAAACUUAUAUUAAAUCAAUCCUUGUGAAAGUCCCCAUCUAAAGUAGGAAAAACUCAUACUACCAUACAUAUGUUAUUAAUGAGUUUAUAUAUGCUGUUUAGUGAGAGCUGCUCAUACCCACAAUCAAGCACUAAAAUGAGAACAGCAUAUUACUUCUGAAUCUAAAUGUCUUGAUAAAUAUGUGUCUUUGUGUUGGAGGUGUCUACAGCUGCACUGUGUUUAACCCUCUAACAUCUCCAGUAAUCACUUCUUUGGGCUCUUUAUGAUGAAGAGAUAACAGGAAAGGUUUUGAUGUUGUAACUUAAUUAGAUCAUUUAACUGAAGUUCAGUUUGAUGCAUUGAUAACGUGUCUGCCACUUGGCUCCACUGUCAGUCUGACUAGACUCACUUCUCAAGAAGGCAGUACAACAAAGCCAGCUGUUAUCUUGUGGCGACAGGUUAUGGAGUCAGGAGAUAAUAUGUGAGCAACCACAGCCACUACAGAGUCACCUGCCAAGUCAGAUAUAUUUCAUGGCUGCCAACCCAGUGUUGCUUUGAUGUUGGAAAGAUCUUGAUCUCAAUUUUUAAAAUAAUUUUCUGAUAAAUCCCAAUAAUGGCUUUAUUGCCUGAGAUCACGCAUUUGGAUUUUUGUAGUAUUUUAUGUAUUCAAUUAAAUACUAAAUCAUGUUUCAGUCAAUUUUGUUUCUAGAUGCUGUUUCAAAGCAUUCUGCACAAUUCCAGGAAUAAUGUACUAAAGUGUUACUGACACCUUAAUUGAUCUGGGUAUUACAAUUCAACACGUUCUGAAAUGUUCCCCGUAGCAUCAAGCAUUGGUUUCAUAUUUGAUAAAUUGUGUUAAAUGAAAAAAAAGGUCAAAUAUAUUUGUAUAUUCCCAAACUAAGGUAUCAUGUGACGAUACCGAAUGCUAGUUCAGGGUUGAUUAUAAAUGCAGUCAAUUGAUGCAAUAAAUUCCACAGUGCUGUUAUAUUGAGCUGAGUUCUCCUGCUUCUAGAGCAGUGCCUACAUGUACCAGGAUGCACUGCGUUCAAGCAUCUGACACCCGGAGGGUCCCUGCCGGCUAAACCUUCUUGCACGGAUAAUACACUUGCAGCCUCUGCCUCUCUUGAUCUGGCUCCAAUAGAUACGGCUGAAUAUCUGAGUCAGUCAAAGCUCUGUAGCGUGUAUCUUCCAGAACAUUCUCUGACCUCAUAUUUAUGAAUACUAUAGUUUCAAAUACAAUCAAAGAGAACAAUGAAGUUAUAUUUCAGAGCGGGAUCUAGGGCGCAUCGCCCCCUUGCUACCCAGAGGCAGAGACGAGACAUCUAAGACUGAAACAGCCUGAAGUUCUUCCUCGCCUCCAGCUGCGUCACUGUCACGCCAAAUGACGGAUCUGGAUGCGGGAAGAACCACAGGUUUAGUUUCAAUUGACUUCAUUUACCAUCAACACUGAAACACAUAACACAUAAAAACAUAGAAGGUGGCAGCUCUUCCCUUUUAUACUGAUUCAUUGCUUAAGCAAAAUGAUUCUAAUUAUAUACAGUGUUUUGUCUGAAAAAUGGUAUCAGCUUUAAAGAGAAGGAUUCAUCCGUAUGUGGACAGAUGCUGGCGUCAUUCACAUCACAUUAUAGGUGAUUUAGUAAAUAUCUCACGGAGAUAAGUGUACACAUUUCUAUAGACCUGCAGUGAUGAGUCAGACACUAUGCCAGCAACAGAAAACUACAAUUACAUGACAUACUGACAAUUGUAUGUAUGUUUAAAAUUACAGUACAGCAAUAUUUGUACUGUCAUUAAAGGUUUCAGAAAAUGUUUGGAAUGUUUACUGUAAAAACUGUAAGACAAGGUAAGGCAAGUCUUUGUAGAGCACCUUUCAACAACAAGGCAAUUCAAAGUGCUUUACAGAACACAUAAAGGCACAUAUAUAAAUAUAAGGAAAAUAUAUAAAAGACAAGGCAAUCUAAAACGGGGAAAUAGCACAUAAAAAAGAGUAAAAUACAAUAAAAGAUACAAAUAAACUGUAAUAAAAUAAGACUGAUCAAACCAUAGAAUAACUUUUACAGAUAUAAACAAAAAGCCAGUGUAAAGAAGUGAAGUGAUCCACUUUCCAGGUCUCAGUGAGGACUCUAGCAGCAGUGCUCUGAAUCAGCUGCUGUCUGAUCUGAGACCUGUGGAGACAGCAUUACAGUAGUCUGGUCGGGUCUACUUUUCUAAAUGCAGCAGGAACAAAAGUCCUUUAACACUUAAUACAUUCUUGAAUAGAUAGUUGGCUGUUUCUAAAAUAUUGAUCUUUAAAUGUAGGUCCGUGACAAUACCAGGAUAUCUGGCCUGGUUUGUGGACUUAGACGUUAUAUUUAUAUUUAUAUAUUUGUCUUACUCAUUAGCUAGCAUGACAUUUAGAGGCGGACAACAAUCAAUUGUCAAUUGUUUUCAGCAUGUAGUUGUUUUUACUCUGCGUCACAGAUAGAUUGUCAAACCCUGUUGGCCCAAAAAGAAGAAAACAUUUAAUUAGACACAAUGUCUAGAAUGUGAUUGGUGUACAUCUUCUUAGCGUAUAUUCAUUACCUUUAAUUGACUGCAGCAAUGCAGCCUUUCGCAUACCGACUGAAUGAUCUUUUUCAGGAAUAUCUUCAGCACUUCUAUGGCUACAAGCCCAGGUCAGACAGACAGAGGAGGACUGCAGACACAGAUGUAAAUGCUGAUUGGAGGACAGGACUCUGUGAUGAGAUCCAGAGGAUGCAGCGCUUCUUUGGUUUGCCUCCGACUGGAGAGCUGACCAAUGAGACUCUGGCAGUUAUGAAGAGGCCGCGCUGUGGUCUGUCAGACGUGGAGCCAUUCGGAGAGAGAAUCCGCUGGAAAAAGAGCUCCCUCAGCUACAUGAUUGCUGGCUACAACCUAUCCAUCCCAACCUCAAAGAUUCACAAAAUCUUCAGGGCGGCGUGGAAGCUCUGGUCCAACGUUACACCAAUGAAAUUUCGCAAGCGGAGCAGGAAAGAGGCUGACAUCGUCAUCUCCUUCCACACUGGCGACCAUGAAGACGGCUCAUCUUUUGAUGGCACAGGAGGAAUCCUGGCUCACGCCUUCCUGCCUGGGUUUGGUAUCGGUGGAGACGUGCACUUUGAUGCUGAUGAGGAGCUUCAAUUCUACUGUGCUAACAGCACUAACAGUUUCAACCUAUUGGCUGUAGCGGUCCAUGAAUUUGGCCAUGCACUUGGCCUGUCCCACUCUUCUGAUCCCGGCGCUAUCAUGUAUCCAGCAUACAGCUUUGCCCCCAAUUAUGAACUUCAGCUCUCCUUCAGGGAUGUCAAAGACAUCCAACACCUUUAUGGUAUCAGUUCCAAUUUUGCUUCACUAUCUUCAAAAAAUCCUCCUCCAAGAACACCUGACAAAUGUGAUCCAGACUUGUCCUUUGAUGCUGUAACAGAAUUACAACAAGAGGUCCUGUUCUUUAAAGACAGAUUUAUGUGGCGCAAACACCCUCAGUUUGAUGAAACAAGAAUCACCCUGAUUAGCAGUCUGUGGCCAGACAGUGUUCCUCCAAACGUGGAUGCUGUCUAUCAGAAUGUGGAGAGCAAUGUUAAGUUCUUUUUCAAAGGUCAUCAAUACUGGGUGCUGAGGCAGUUAAGACUUGAGGAGGGUUUUCCAAGAAACGUAUCGGACUUUGGCUUCCCCUCCGGAAUAAAAUCUGUAGAUGCUGCUCUUUACUUCAGAAAUGACCACUACACUGUGUUCUUCACUGGAAACCAAUGUUGGAGGUACAAUGAGCAGCAGAUGACGAUGGAAGGAUCAGCGACACUUAUAGAGCAGCAAUGGCCAGGGAUUCCAACUCCUAUAGAUGCCACUGUCUUCUAUGAGGGACUUGUUCUCUUCUUCAAGGGAAACAUCCAUAAAUUUGACCCCAGCUCCAAACACGUUGUGUCCACCACCCCCACUAAUGAGCUGCUGGAAUGCAAGAAGAGUGACGAUGAAAUACUGACAGAGAGGAGAUAAUUGAAGGAAAGGUGCUCCAUGAAGCGUGAUGACAGUGGUGCUGUGAUACCUGCAUAUCUUCUAAAGAUACUCAACUAUAUAUGAAAUGUAUUUCUGUAGUUCUACCUUCGCAUCCCUGGGAAAAUGAUCCAUUAUACAUAUCUCUAUAAAACAUGAAUUUGUGCUUGUUUAUUCAUCCUCUGAGUGUCUGCAUUCAAUGGUGUUGAUCAAUUUACUUGAGACAUAAAUUGCAAGUAACACUACUGCUUUUUCUGUGUCCACUAUUGGGUAACAGUGACCAACAUGUAGCUUUCCACUAACACUGAUGUACAAAGUCAUAGAUUUUCACAGACACAUCUGGAUGGAAAAUAACCACCUUUAGUUGACUCACACAGUGCCUCCAUGUAGUACCACGCCCAUUAAUAUGUAAAAUAAUAAACUAACUUUAAUGUUCUCAGUAGGAAAGGAUUAAACCCAGAGUAUUGAAUUACUUAUUGUAUUUCCGGAUCUCUCAGAACUUUUCAUUUGGAAUGUAGGGUGACAGGGCUUGAGUUCAUAAUGACAUGACACAACAUGUCAGAAGCAACAACAGCUUGCGGGCCGGAGAAGAGUUUGUAAGUCAAAGCUCCGAGCACUCAGAAACACCAGCACAAAAUGCUAAAACACAUAGACAUGAUGGGAAGCACUGCUGUAAAUCUUCUCAGAGGAGAUACUUGAAAUGCAUUCAUGACUUUGACUUUGAGAAGUAAAAAGUUGUUGGCACCCUAAACAUCAUUCAUUUGACAUUUAAUGACCUGAUGUUUAAUGUAAUUGAUAACAUGUUCAUUCAGAGUCAUCCUUCUGGUCCCGUAUGUUGUUUGUCUAUUCUUUCUUUUUUAUUUGAAUAACUACAUUACUGAUUUUAAUUAAAUUUGCUGGAAAAUCUUUAGAUAACACCAUCUUCCCCAUCGUGCGCAUCUUAAUCAAUUUGCAAAUUCAGACAUUUCUUUUUGUCAAGGUCAGCAAAACAUCAUCAACUCCAUUUGUUCUGGAGCGUUCACACAUAUCAAACAAGCUUCUUCAGCAAAUGCUAUUCUGGCAGUUUUAAAGGAUUUGUUAACAUUGCAAGAUAAGACAUAUUUCUGCCCAAAUGUAAUAUGAACUAUUACUAUUUGAGGCCGAUCU
Anarrhichthys ocellatus (wolf-eel) is the source of this 9005-nucleotide messenger RNA. Its product is annotated as collagenase 3. The record is from RefSeq and is a predicted model, not a curated record. Gene Ontology annotation, molecular function: metalloendopeptidase activity; zinc ion binding. Lineage: Eukaryota; Metazoa; Chordata; Actinopteri; Perciformes; Anarhichadidae. Gene Ontology annotation, biological process: proteolysis; extracellular matrix organization; collagen catabolic process. Gene Ontology annotation, cellular component: extracellular matrix.